This is a messenger RNA of Nezara viridula (southern green stink bug), 4113 nucleotides long. The record is from the annotation of a GenBank genome assembly. Lineage: Eukaryota; Metazoa; Arthropoda; Insecta; Hemiptera; Pentatomidae.
AUGGCGGAAGAUGGUGUUUUAGAAAAGUUAGAUCAUGAAAGUUCAAAAGAAGAGUUUGAAACAUCUUAUUUUAAAUCAAAUAAUAAUGAUGCCUCAUACCAUUACGUACCGAAACAUGGAAUGUCUAGAUACAACACUGCCCUCAAGAAUAUUGUUCCGUUCAGGAGAAAAAAGAAAAAUAGCAGAAAUCUUGGUAUCGAUGAAGCUGGGCUCUGGCAGUUUGUUACGUACAAUUGGAUGACGAAAUAUAUGACCCAAGCAAAUAAGGAAGGUCUCACAACAGAUGACAUACCUAAUCCUUGUCCUCAAGAUAGUUGUGCUUAUAAUACUGAAAGACUCGAAGGCCUCUGGCAGGACGAGCUGGCGAGGAAAGGGCCAGAAAAAGCUUCUUUAAACCGUGUCACCUGGAGGUUUAUGAGGACUAGAUUUAUAUUUACCUCUUUGCUGCUUAUCUUUAUUAACUUAUUUGUGUUUGUAGGCGUUGCCUUUUUCAUGAGAUAUCUAUUGGAGUAUGCAGAAUCAGAGGAGCAAUCCUUUCUUACCGGUUUCAAAUGGGCAAUAUUGUUUGUACUGGCGGAAUUUAGUAGAGUUGUGUUGUAUCCUAUAGCUUGGACAACAAAUUAUCGAACUGCUUCACGUUUGAGAGCUGGUUGCUUGGGUAUGCUGUUCAAUAAAAUUAUGAGGGUUCAUCAUUUUGGCGACAAGUCCAUAGGAGAGCUUAUUAAUAUAUUUUCUAACGAUGGUCAGAGGUUUCAUGAUGUUGUUUUAUUCGGCCCUAUGAUUGGAAUUGGUCCAGUUUGUAUACUUCUUGGAUUUGGAUAUAUUUAUUGGGCGCUCGGACCGUGGCCAGUUUUAGGCCUCUGCUCAAUGUUUAUAUUCUAUCCAUUACAAUACUUUCUCUCCCGCUUAAGUGGUUUCUUCAAGAGGAAAGUUUUUAGUUUGACUGAUAAAAGAUUGACAGUGUUAUCAGAAAUAUUAAACUCUAUAAAGUUUAUAAAACUGUAUUCGUGGGCAAUGAUAUAUAUAAACAAGAUUUCAGAAAUUCGUAAAAAAGAGCUUUCAUUACUCUACAAGGUUUUUUAUUGCAAUAGUUUUGCAAAUUCGCUGUCGCUGAACGCUCCCAUUAUAGCUGCCAUCCUCACAUUAUUUAUCCACAUUAUUGUUACAGGAUCAUUAACCGUCUCUCAGGCAUUUACUGUACUUAUGUUGUACUCGAAGAUGCUACGUAGGGUACUUCUUUUCACUCAAGAGGCAUUCCGAAGUAUUAUAGACUUCACUUUAGCUCUGCAGCGUUUAAAGGGUGUAUUGCUGUUAAACGAAAACACCACCAUCCUGUCAAAACCAGUCGACAAAUCACAAUCUGUCUGUAUUGCGGACGGAACAUUUGCUUAUUACAUGACUAGUAAAGCGAAUGCUGCUGGCAUCAAGAAAGAGAAAAGUACUGCUGACAAAAAAAGUAAAGACUUAAAAAAAGAAGAUGGGAAUGAAACAAACAUACUUAACCAUACUGAACAUGAAAAUUUUUUCAAUUCAAACUACAAAGAAAUUCUUUUCGAUAUAAAUUUUUUUGCUCCUAAGGGAAGUUUAAUUGGAGUAUGUGGUCCAGUUGGUUGCGGUAAAACAUCACUCCUUACUAGUAUCCUCGGCCAUCUCUACAUGACGAAAGGCAAGCUGUGCCGUGAAGGGGAAUGUGCCUACGUUUCUCAACAGCCGUGGCUUGUCAAUGCUACCGUCCGUGAGAACAUUUUGUUUGGAGAAAAAUUUAUACCUCGGAAAUACUACGAUGUUAUUCAAUGCUGUGAUCUUGGAAGGGACUUAGAUUCAUUACCUGCAGGUGACAAUACAGAAGUUGGAGAACGAGGUGUCAAUUUGUCAGGUGGCCAGAAACAGAGAAUUUCCUUAGCAAGAGCUCUUUAUUCUGCCAGAGAUAUAUAUUUACUGGAUGAUCCUUUGAGUGCAGUGGAUAGCGAAGUUGCCAAUCAUAUAUUUGAAAAAACAAUUUUGAAAGCCUUGCGAUCAAAAACUGUGAUAUUUGUUUCCCACCAAGUUCAGUUCCUAAACCAAUGUGAUGAAGUAGUCAUCUUGAAAGAAGGGAGAAUCAUUGAAAGAGGGACGCCUAGCGAUUUGUCUUGUAAAGAAAGCAAUUAUAAGUUAAUAAUAGAAUCGUUGUCAAAAGUUGAUUUAGAGGCACAAGCUGAAAGUAAAGGAACAAAAACAACUGAUAACAAGAAGAAACCUACUGAUAAUGGAAAAAAUCCAAAGGUCAAUGCCAAACAAGACGGUGUGUUGAUAAGAGAAGAGAUAAAAGAAAAAGGAGAAAUCAAAUUUAGUACUUUUCUCAGUUAUGUACAUGCUUGUGGUGGAUGGUUUUUCUUUUUGUCAUUGGUAAUUGCAAUGUUCAUGAACAUUGGUUCUUUGUCGAUGAGCUCUUGGUGGUUACAAGCAUGGAUAAAAGCGGGCGGUGGGAAUGUUACUUAUACCGAUGCCGAUAAUAAGACAGUCUUGAGCAACCGUAUUGUUGAUAAUCCUGAUUAUGUGAUGUAUCGAGAUGUCUAUUGUUACAUUUUCUUAGCAAUUAUAGUUUCAAACUUUGUUCGUGGGUUUGUUUAUACUCAGGUUACAUUGAAAGCAUCCUCUAAGUUUCAUAGCACUCUCGUGGACAAGUUGAUGAAGGCAUAUCUAUCAUUUUUCGAAACUACACCAGCGGGAAGGAUUCAAAAUCUGUUUGCUAAAGAUAUGGAUGAGGUGGAAAAUCAACUUCCUGUGACUUUGGAUAACUUGAUACAGGGACUGUUGAUUACAGCGUCUUCGAUGUUAUUUAUUUGUUUGGCAUUUCCACUCUUCGCCAUUUUUUUGUUAAUUUUAUUUUUUAUUUAUUACUUCAAAAUUCAUCGAACUUUCAGAUCUGGACUCCGUGAAUUGAAGAGACUUGACAACAUGAGUCGCUCUCCAGUUUUUAGUAACGUGUCAACUGCCAUUCAAGGAUUGGACAGUAUACAUGCUUUCGGAAAGGAGCAAGGAUUCAUUCAAAGGUUUUCUUCAUCCUUCGACUUCAACUCAGUUUGUUACUAUAUGUCUAAUGUUGCCAACAGGUGGAUUGCGAUUCGUGUAGAUACUGUUGCAGUUUUCAUUCUAUUUUGUGUUACGAUGUGUGCAAUUUGGAUGAAGGGCACCAUACCAUCAUCCCUGGCCGGGCUGGCGAUAGCUUAUGCUGCAGAUUUAAGCGGAAUGUUGCAGUAUACACUUGUCCUUAUCGCCGAUAUUGAAGUAAAAUUUAUUUCUGUGGAGAGGAUAAACUCUUACCUAGGUAUUCUUAAGGCCAAAGAGGAAGGAGGUUGCGGUCCGAAGGGGAUGCCGGAAGAAAACUGGCCCGAGCGUGGAUCUAUAAAAUUCUCUAAAGUUGAAUUGAAGUAUAAAGAUGAUGCCGAUCCAGUGCUUAAAGGAAUCAGUUUCCACAUUAAACCUGAAGAGAAAAUUGGUAUAAUUGGCAGAACUGGUGCAGGUAAAAGUUCCAUUAUGACUGCUUUGUUCAGGCUUGUCGAAAUAUCCAAUGGAAACAUAAUUAUUGACAAUCUAGAUAUAGCUAAUUUAAAUUUGAUCGAACUUCGACGCAGAUUAUCCAUAAUUCCACAAGAUCCUGUAAUAUUUUCUGGAACUAUAAGGUCAAAUUUAGAUCCACUCGAGAAAUAUAAGGAUGAAGAGAUUUGGUCAGCUCUUGAAAAAACUAGUCUUAAAGAGCGAGUGAUGAUGACCGAGAACAAACUUCAUGCUAAAGUUGAUUUCAACGGUAGCAAUUUAUCAACAGGAGAAAAACAAUUACUCAGUCUAGCGAGGGCAUUAUUAAAGAAUUCCAAGAUUUUGGUACUGGAUGAGGCCACAUCUGGUCUGGAUUUCGAAACUGAGAAAAUUAUCCAGAGAACUUUAUUCGAAGAAAUGAAACAUUGCACGGUUUUACUAAUAGCUCACAGGUUGGAGACGAUAACGUCCUGCAAUCGUAUUCUUGUUAUGGACAGCGGAGAGAUUGCUGAAUUCGAUGAACCUGCUGUACUCCUCAACAACAGUAACUCCUUGUACUACCGCAUGAUGGCCGCCUCUAACCAAAAUGAAUUCUAA